This is a messenger RNA of Oncorhynchus masou masou (cherry salmon), 2927 nucleotides long. Its product is annotated as protein-glutamine gamma-glutamyltransferase 2-like. The record is from RefSeq and is a predicted model, not a curated record. Lineage: Eukaryota; Metazoa; Chordata; Actinopteri; Salmoniformes; Salmonidae. Gene Ontology annotation, cellular component: mitochondrion. Gene Ontology annotation, biological process: peptide cross-linking. Gene Ontology annotation, molecular function: protein-glutamine gamma-glutamyltransferase activity.
UACUUACACUACUGCAGUACUACAACAAGCAACUCAAUCCACUUACCAACACAACCACGUGAGAGACAGCUUCAAUGGAUUUUGACGUUGGUAAAAUAGAUCUCAACUGUGAGAAGAACAACACAGCCCACAACACCAAAGACAUCUCAGUGAACAGACUGAUAGUCAGGAGAGGCCAGUCCUUCCUGGUCACCUUUGAACUCCAUGACCCCUCCAGGCCCACAACAGACUUACUGGAGCUGACGGUGGAGACAGGGCCCCAGCCUUCAGAGGCAUUGGGGACCAGGUCAGUGUUCGGGCUACCUGAGGGCUGUGGGAAGGGUUCCUCCUGGAAGGUCAAGGUUCACCAGGACUCAGUGCUCCCGGCGGGUUCAAUCACCCUGGACAUCACCAGCCCAGCAGACGCCCCAGUGGGAGAGUACAGCCUGUCUGUAAAGACCAGCGCCACCGCCUCAAUGGGCAGCAGUCUGGGAAAGUUCCUUCUGCUGUUUAAUCCCUGGUGCCAAGAGGACUGGGUGCAUCUACCUGAGGAGGAGGAGAGGCAGGAGUAUGUGAUGAGAGAACAAGGCCUGGUGUACAAAGGUUCUGACAAAUACAUCAGCUCUAUGGCGUGGAACUUCGGACAGUUUGAAGACGAUAUAGUGGACAUUUGCCUGAAGCUGCUUGAUGAAUCCAAGUGUCUGAGUGACCCCGCCAAGGACUUCUCUGCUCGUUGUAACCCCAUCUAUGUCAGUAGGGUGGUCAGUGCCAUGAUCAACGCUAACGAUGACGGAGGUGUCCUGAUGGGGCGGUGGGAUGGUCAAUACGAUGGUGGCAUGUCCCCCACUCACUGGAACGGCAGUGUGGAGGUACUAAGGAGGUGGCUCAAAUAUGGUGGUAAUCCAGUCAAGUAUGGCCAGUGUUGGGUGUUCGCCGCUGUAAUGUGCACAGUACUGAGGUGUUUGGGAAUCCCAUGUCGAGUGGUUACCAACUUCCAGUCAGCCCACGACACAGACAAAAACCUGACAAUUGACGACUUCUUCUCCGACUAUGGAGUCAGACCCAAACAGAGCCCCGACAGUGUAUGGAACUACCAUGUGUGGGUGGAGGCUUGGAUGAGAAGGCCCGAUCUCUCAGCAGGCUCCUUAUAUGAUGGCUGGCAGGCUGUGGACCCCACUCCCCAGGAGAAAAGCACUGGUGUUUACUGCUGUGGCCCUGCUCCAGUCAAGGCCAUACUGCAGGGUCACGUUGACCUCAAAUACGAUGUGCCCUUUGUCUUCGCCGAAGUCAACGCCGACCGUGUAACCUGGAUGGUGUUCGCUGACGGCUCCAAGAAAAAGAUCUUAACGGACAGUGUGUCCGUAGGCCAGAACAUCAGCACCAAGGCAGUGGGCAGCGACAAGAGAGUGGACAUCACUGCCAACUAUAAACAUGCAGAGGGCACGGAAAAGGAGAGGGAUGUGUACAAUCAAGCUGUGAAAAAAGUCAACAGACCCGAAGAGAAUUCAAACGGGAUCCAUGACGACAAACCUGGCGUUUCCAUGAAGAUCGUGGAGCUGACCAAGUCGGUCAGCGGCAAAGACAUUGACCUCGAGCUUGUACUGACCAGCAACGACAAUGAAACUCGGACACUAGUGAUCAAUGUCAACGUUCAGGCCAUGAGAUACAACGGGAUCCCAUCCUCCCAGAUACAGACCGAAUUGAAAGAACAGAAGCUCCUUCCCAACCAAGAUCUGACUAUACCCAUCCACAUCCCCUUCUCUGUGUAUGGGGAGAAAAUGCGGGAGAGCAACAGCAUCAAGGUUUCGGCUGUGGUCACAGACAAGGACAAGAGUGGAGCAGUGUACAUCACAGAGAAAGACCUUGUGCCAGAGAGCCCUUCGCUCACCAUCAAAGCCAUUGGAUCUGAAUUGCAGUAUAGUGACAUGACGGCAGAGGUUGUGUUUGAGAACCCUCUAUCUGAAGGUCUAAGUGACUGCUUCAUAACAGUGACUGGCAGUGGCUUGCUGACUGAAACAAUGGAAGCCAGAACUCCUUUCCUAAAAAAAGGGCAACGACUGCGUGUGAAGAUGCCCUUCACUCCAUACAGACCCGGUCCUAAGAAGCUAGUGGCCGGCUUCAACUGUGAUCAAUUCAGGGACAUUAAGGCAAGCUGCAAUGUGUACAUCAAACCCUUCAUCGGUGUUGUCCCCCCACUGCCGUUGUUAGUAAAACCCUUGUGAGAAUAACUCUAACUCAAAUAGGUUCUCCAAUUUAUACCUUAUUUUCAAAUUAGGAUAUAACGUUAACGCCAACGAGACAGUGUCCGAGUUCUAUAAUUAUCUGGUAGAAUGUCCUGCUUCUAUUUCGUCACACACAACCGUUAGCUAUUUUCUAAUUAUGCUAUUUUUUACCCCCAGACUGUUGACGUCAUGCAGCCUGUAGUUUUUGUGUUUAUAGAUUUUCAUAAAGCCAAUAAGAAAUUUGAUAUCGGACGACAAUUGAAUGUUCAUGAUUUCACCGCAACAACUGUCGAUACACAUAGUAUUAACCAGCCUUUUGUCUUGAAAUCUUUGGUUGUUUAGUACAUGGCCUCACGUGAAUCCUUAAAGAGAUAGGUGGGACUAAGGCUUGAGAGGGUGUGAACGAUGCUGAAUGGGUGCAGACAAAGAAGAGCUCCUCAAUAGUAGUACUGAGGAGGGUCAUUUUCUCAAAAGUGAGAUUACAAGUUUAUCAACUUUCAAAGCAGAAUUACUUUCCCAUUGUUCUUCAAUUGUAGUGUAUGAUAUACCAUUUUCUAACUAUGAGUCUCUAGUUUUAUCUAUGUCCUCAAUUUUUUUUUCAAAAGACUGAAUCAAGCUGGUGGGUCACACAUGAAGAUGAAACAUGUUCAGGCCUACUGUACAACGUACUGUAUAAAUUAUUGUUGAAAACAAGUCUAACAAGGCUUGACUUUGUCUAUGUAAUCC